GCCCAGUCUGAAUGCAGAGGACUCUUUCACCAGUCACCACAAAGAGUUUCCAUUUCCAUAACCUUUAAAGUCAUAGAUUUCAGAUAAAGAUUGAGUUGAAGAUGACUACCAAGAUUUGGAUCAAUCUCUCCAUCUUAUCUUUACUAAAAGCAGCCUCAUCCCUUUCCGGACCCUCAGAGGUGAAGAGUGUAGUUGGUGAAACAGUCCACGUCUCCUGCCAGUAUCACCAGUUCAACAGGGACAAGGUCAAAUUCUGGUGCAGGGGUUAUCACUGGUAUUUCUGCACAGUUAUCAUUCGAUCUGAUCAACCUAAACAUCUGACCAGUGAUAUUCAGAUAUUGGAUGAUAAAAACCUUGGGUUAUUCACAGUCAGUAUGAAAGGAGCAAAAGCUGAGGACAGUGGCUGGUACUGGUGUGCAAUUGAAAGAGCCAGCAGAACUUUGGCGUUUCGUCUUCAGCUGACUGUCUCCGAGUGGCUUGUAUCUCGGCUCAAAACAGAAACCACAAAACAGUUCAACGAGACCUCAACUUCCCCAACAACGUUGACAACACCACGGUCCACACCUUGUAUGACUCAAACAACAGGUUUCAUAUCUGCUACAAGCAAUUCAACAAGUGUGACAGUGUUCUUGGAUCAAGAUGAUCCGGUGUGGAAAGUAUGGAGAGUACUGCGCUGGAUGCUCUUCCUCUUCCUGUGUCUGUUCCUUGUUCUCUUCAGUAUACGAUGCCAUCGCUGAUAUUUGUACCAUUCCUGCCGAUAUAUCGCUUGCCUCAGUGUGUGCUACAUUUUCCCCAAAUCAAAAUGUACCAAAUCAAAAUAGUUGAGAAUGUUGUUUGUUUUAAUUUAUGAAGGUAAAACAUUCAAACAUGCACAUAUAUAUUAAUAAUAAGCAAAUACAUUGAGGUCAUAACAUGUUCCGAGAGAUAUGAAUGUAUAGAGAAACAAUACUAAAGAUGUUGGAUCUUAAUUUGAACCAGUUUGCAGGAAAAUAAAUCUGCAGCAACAGAAAAUGUGGAUUUGUCACGUUCUGACCUUGGUCAGGGCGUGAGUUGGGGUGGGCAUUCUAUGUUGUUUUUCUAUGUUUUGUUCUGUUGUUAUAUUUCUAUGUGUUUGGCCUAGUAUGGUUCUCAAUCAGAGGCAGGUGUCAGUCGUAUUUAGCCAUAUUUAGGUAGCCUGUUUUCUAUUGUGUUUUGUGGGUGGUUGUAUCCUGUGUUUUCACCAUACGGGACUGUUUCGGUUGUUGGUUUGUACUUUUGUUAUUUUGUUCAGUGUUCUGUUGAUUUAUUAAAUAUAUCAUUAUGGACACUUA
Messenger RNA from Oncorhynchus nerka (sockeye salmon), 1310 nucleotides. RefSeq names its product CMRF35-like molecule 3. The transcript is spliced from 4 exons. Bases 102 to 737 code for a protein of 211 amino acids. Gene Ontology annotation, molecular function: transmembrane signaling receptor activity. The record is from RefSeq and is a predicted model, not a curated record. NCBI's taxonomy places the organism in Eukaryota, Metazoa, Chordata, Actinopteri, Salmoniformes, Salmonidae. Gene Ontology annotation, cellular component: plasma membrane.